Molecule: messenger RNA, 513 nt
Organism: Suillus clintonianus
Lineage: Eukaryota; Fungi; Basidiomycota; Agaricomycetes; Boletales; Suillaceae
Exons: 3
Coding region: 1-513 (170 amino acids)
Source: RefSeq, a predicted model, not a curated record
AUGGCGCAUCCAGCUGCUGGAGACAUUGUGAUGUAUACACCCACACGCAUCGUCUUCGCGAUUGCCUCAGGUUCCUGGACGGGAAAACCAGCACGGAAGAAACGUCCAUGCGUUGUGCUCUUUGUCAACCCGCACACUGCUAUGCAAGCAGUAGCCCCACUAUGCGGAGCAGUGCAUAAAAAUGCAGGUUGGCAAAGACGUGAUGGGAUGGUCGUGAAUUGGUGGCACCCUAUACUAUUUGCCAACACUGGCGUCCCCGUACCUCCAGAUGGUGCUCUUAUUCAACGUCAACCAAUCAUCAUUACCUAUAACCCCUGGUAUUCAAAGCCGUCAUUUAUGUCGGACUUCAAGCCAAGUUACAUAUGGGCUGGAGAUUCCGGUGAAUGGGUACAACAUCAGACGUCGCAGCAAUUAGAAGUAGUGGGUGAAUACCUGAGAGUUGACGCUGGACAACUCAACCACCUGGUGUGCUGGCAGAGUCACUGGGCUCUCUGGAAUCCCCCCCCUGCAUAA